Messenger RNA from Drosophila biarmipes, 976 nucleotides. RefSeq lists its product as uncharacterized. Gene Ontology annotation, cellular component: nucleus; transcription regulator complex. Lineage: Eukaryota; Metazoa; Arthropoda; Insecta; Diptera; Drosophilidae. The record is from RefSeq and is a predicted model, not a curated record. Gene Ontology annotation, biological process: regulation of transcription by RNA polymerase II. Bases 246 to 914 code for a protein of 222 amino acids. The transcript is spliced from 2 exons.
CCAUCGCUACGUGAAAUGUGGCCGUACGCCGUACAGCGGAACGCGGAGCAUGGUCACCCAAGACCACCCACCAUGGAGGCCCACGCAUCUCUAACGUCUACAUUGUCUCCAACAAAAGGAAGGAUUUUUAAACCUAAUUUAAAAAACGCAAAACGCAAUGAAUAAGAUUUUGUCAAGUGGAACUCUUGGCCGAUCUCAGUACCAAGCUAUAAAAUAAAAUAAAAAUAAUUUUUAAACUAUUGACAAUGCGCACCAGCUACAAGAAGAACAGACCCUUCGACUUCAAGUUGAUCGACCUGGUGGAACCGAAUCCCGUGCUCUACAAAAGGUCCGGGCUCUCGAACUACGAUGCCAUGAAGGCGAAAACGGACGUUUGGGCCAGGAUAGCCGAGCGGAUGGGUUGCGAUGUGGACUUCUGCCUGAUGCGCUGGAACAACCUGCACUACCAGUUCCGCAAGGAGUUCCGCCGGGCGGACACCAGCGGCUCCACCUGGCCGUACUUGGAGCGCCUUCGGUUUCUGGCCGAGAACCAGCCGCCAUCGAGAAGCAAAAGCAAAUCCAAGGCCAGGGACUCCCCCGGCAAACAGGAGGAGGCCAUCCAGGAGGGGAUUCCCGUGCAGUUCCUCUGGGAGACCUACGAAAAUGGGGAGGUCCCUCAACAGCCCAGCACCUUCAUCAUUGAGGAGGUCAUCGAGGAGCCCGGCGAGCAGAUCAUUCACGAGGAAAUCAUCUACGAGGAACAGGAGCCGGCGGAGAUACUCUCCCCCAGGAGCAGCUUCCUGCAGAUGGACCAGGUGCUGGCACAACUCAAAGAUCCCCAGCGAAAACGCGCGGAGCGCAGGAUCACAGCCUUCCUGCUCAAGUGCCAGCUGCGUGCCUUGAGUAAUCAGUCCGUUGAGGACCUCACGAUUUAGCUUUUACUUUACAUACUCUCAACUUUAUUAAAAAACAGAAUAAACUUAGAUUACACCUUGCA